Molecule: messenger RNA, 1383 nt
Organism: Teleopsis dalmanni
Lineage: Eukaryota; Metazoa; Arthropoda; Insecta; Diptera; Diopsidae
Gene: DEF8
Product: differentially expressed in FDCP 8 homolog
Exons: 3
Coding region: 1-1383 (460 amino acids)
Source: RefSeq, a predicted model, not a curated record
AUGAGCACUUUCAGAGAUAGUAUAGCAAGUAUACCUGGAGCAGUGACAAAUUUUAUUAGUGAGAGUGCAUCAACUGCUUCCAGUUACUUGCAAGGCCAAACAACACCCACCAGAUCAACUCCAACGCCUUCAACAUCAACAACUGAAGAGACUAUCAAUAGUUCAAACACAGUUCACAAUGAUAAAUCGCUGCCCAUACCAGCCUCAUUAGUGAAAGAGCAAUGGCGUUUAAUAUUUUCAUCAGAUGCAAAUGCACAAGAUUUGGAAGCAGCAAUUGCUCAUUGUCGAGAUUUAGUAUUAUUAAGCGAAGAAUGUAGUGAUGAACGUCGCUGGUUGGUACGGCAUUUGGUAGACUUACGUUAUGCACUUAAAGAGUUACAAGAAGCGCAAGCUGGUCCAAAUGAAACAUUUUCUACAGUCAAAACUGUAGUGGGACACCAUUUUGUGGUACAUCAACGAACUCGUCGUGCCGUACGCUAUUAUUGUGAUUUUUGUACUGGUAUAAUAUGGAGUGUUGUACAAACGUCUUAUAUCUGCAGUGAUUGCAAUUAUUUGGCACAUCAAAAAUGUGUAGAUAGUGUUAUACGUAUAUGUGCUCAUGUGAUAGCUUCAGAACGUCAGUAUCCAAUUGCUGAAAUAUGUCCCGAAAUCGGUUUAGCGGCUCAACGUUAUAAGUGCGCCGAAUGUGCUACAUUAUUAAAUUUUAAGCAUGCUUGGAUCGAACCACGCCUGUGUGAUUAUAAUGGCUUAUAUUAUUGUCCGCCGUGUCAUUGGAAUGAUAAUAGCAUUAUACCAGCACGAGUUAUACAUAAUUGGGACUUCGCACCACGUAAAGUAUCACGUGCUUCCCUGCAAGAAAUUAAUUUAUUUCUUGACAAACCACUGGUUAAACUAGAAGAGGCAAAUCCAAAAUUAUUUGUUUUCUUGGAGAAGCUAUGUACCAUAAAAAAAAUUCGCCAGAACUUAGUUUAUAUGCGUAAAUAUUUAAUUGAGUGCCGACUGGCAAUGGAGGAAAAACUAAUAGACAAUCAAAUUGGUAUCCGACGUCAUUUAAUACAAUCCAAUGAAUUUUAUUCAAUACACGAUUUAGAAGAAACUGAAAAUGGUACUCUAAUGGAAUUUUUGUCAAAAGUCUUUAACAAUUUUAAUCGCCAUAUACGUAAUUGUUCCAUGUGUACAGCUAAAGCUUAUAUAUGUGAAAUUUGCAGCAAUUGUGAGGUCAUAUAUCCAUUUGAUGAUGGUUGCAUAAUUUGUGAUAAAUGUAAUUCAAUAUAUCACCGAGUUUGUCUGACGCGAAAAAAAAUGUUAUGUCCUAAAUGUAUUAGGUUUCAAAAUCGCAAAAUUCAACUGCAACAAAAUGAAAACGAUAACAAUGAAGAUUAA